AUGACUGACGAGGACACCGAGACCAGCACCAGCGAGAUCGGGGAGGAAAACGAUCUGCCUAUCAUCCAGCUGUUCAGCCUGGUCGAAGAGCUCAGCUAUGGAAACUCUGCUCUCAAAACUGAGACAGAGAUGUUUCAGAAAUAUUUAAAUAAACUGGAAUCCAAGGAACAGCGAAUGCUGCGGUUGUCUGAAAUUAAAAUGUCAGGAUCAGAGUUUGCACAGCUGCGGAGCAGGCGGAAGUCCAAGUCCCGCUCAGGCACUGACCGGCUGACCACCCUCAGCGUGGACCAGAAGUGCGGCCUUGUGCGGAAGGAGCUGGAAGACACCAAGGAGGAGAUAAGGCGCCUGCGGGCCAACGCCGAGCGGGACCUGCAGCAUCACGAGGCCAUCAUUGAGGAAGCUGAGAUUCGGAUGGAUGAAGUCCAGAAAGCAAUGCAAGAGUUUGAAAAGGAUAUUCUGAAAACCAUAUCCAAGAAGAAAGGGAGUAUUCUGGCCACUCAGAAAAUGCUGAAGUACAUCGAGGACGCGAACCGCCGGCGGGAUAAUAUAAAGGACAAAUUACGCUUGAAAAAUGUUUCUCUCAAAGUCAUGAGGAAAAAGCUGCUGUUACAGCUGAGGCAGAAGGAAGAGGUGGGUGAGGCCCUCCACGACGUGGAUUUCCAGCAGCUGAAGAUCGAGAAUGCCCAAUUCCUAGAAACGAUCGAGGCCAGGAACCAGGAGCUGAUCCGGCUGAAGAUGGCGUCCGGGACCACCCUGCAGAUCCUCAACUCGUACAAAACCAGGCUGCAACGAGCCAUAGAGAUGUCCAUCAACCUGGUAAAGGAGAUCCAGCAGAGACACGAGUUGCUUGAAAAAAUUGAGAGAGAAGCCCUGCAAGUAGAAGAGGACCGGGCCAAGGCCGAGGCCGUGAACAAGAGGCUGCGGAAGCAGAUGGCCGAGUUCCGGGCGCCGCCCGUGAUGAUGUACGUCCGGGAGAAGAUCUUCAACGGGGAGCUGGAGAAGACCAUCCGCGUCUGGGAGCGCAAAGUGGAGAUCGCCGAGAUGUCCUUGAAGGGCUACCGCAAGGACUGGAACAAGAUGAAGGCCUCCAACGAGCAGCUGCAGCUCAUCAGCCCCCCCGGGAAGGAGCCGGAGGGAGGCCAUGGGCUGUGGGACCAGAAAGCAAUCCAUUAA
Messenger RNA from Pipistrellus nathusii (Nathusius's pipistrelle), 1173 nucleotides. NCBI's taxonomy places the organism in Eukaryota, Metazoa, Chordata, Mammalia, Chiroptera, Vespertilionidae. The record is from the annotation of a GenBank genome assembly.